Molecule: messenger RNA, 501 nt
Organism: Dentiscutata heterogama
Lineage: Eukaryota; Fungi; Glomeromycota; Glomeromycetes; Diversisporales; Gigasporaceae
Source: the annotation of a GenBank genome assembly
AUGAGUGCAGAUUUUGAAUUGCAUCGAAUUCUAUUUAAUGAAAAUUUGGCUGAAAGCUUCAAACAGAAUGCAGAAAGGUUCCUCGCUUAUAUGGAAAAAUUAUAUGCAAAUUAUUGUGCCUUCACAGUUAAACGUCCAUAUCUUGGGCUUUUCUUUGCUAUAUUUAUCGUUUUUUCAGCCUUUCCAAUACUUUGUUACAUAGUUUUUUUGACUGUCUCCACUACUGUAAUUAUUGGUGGUGCUUUAUGUCUUGGAUUAUUGAUAUUGUCCUUUAUCCUUGGUCUAGCAGGAUUGGUUCUUUCCAUCGCAUUAAUUUGUGCGUUUUUUUCAACAUGUGUUGUUUGUUUUUGGGUUGUUCUUACUUUAACAAUAACUCGCUUUAUUGAUGGAUAUCUUAAGACGAAUAGUUUCGGAAUGUUUAAUUUUUCUAAAUUGUCUAAUGGUGUGAAUGAAGACGUGGGUCCCAGUGAAAGUCAAGGCAUUUAUACGCUAUCUAAAUGA